Messenger RNA from Cokeromyces recurvatus, 1584 nucleotides. RefSeq lists its product as uncharacterized. Bases 422 to 1534 code for a protein of 370 amino acids. The record is from RefSeq and is a predicted model, not a curated record. NCBI's taxonomy places the organism in Eukaryota, Fungi, Mucoromycota, Mucoromycetes, Mucorales, Mucoraceae. The transcript has 2 exons.
AAUACAGCAAUGUUAUUAGAAAAAGGUCAAGAAAAGUUGGAUUUAAAGGAUAAUGAAUUUACUUUAUUUUGGAAUAAGCUCAUGUCAUUAGAUUUUCAUGACGAAAUAUCCAUCUUGAAUUCAACAAAGACAGCUUUGAAGGAUUUACAAGACAUGUUUCCAAAUAUUAAACCAUUUAUUGCUAAAGGAGUAGCAGAUCAACCAAAAAUAAGUAAUUCUGAUUCGAGUGCAGAUAAGCGUCCUGCUGUGAAUAUGCUUUCUAGCGGUUUUAUUAAGCGAAAAAAGAUUUAACUGGAUCAAAUUCAUAAAGCAAAUACAUCAAAUAAAAUAGAGUCACACAAGUUCGUUCUAAAACUAAUUCAAUAAAAAGAAUUAUUACAAAUUAUUUUUUUUUCGUCUUCGUUCUUUUCAUUUAACGAGUAUGUCUGAUUUUUCAUCUAUCCAAAGCUCGGAGACUAAGAUGUCGCAACAUGGGCCCAACUAUGCAAAGAAUAGAAAAAAGAGAAUCAAGAAAAAGGCUAAAAAGAAGGCAGCAACUGUAUCAGAGCCUAUUACACAAACCACAAAUGAGGGUCAUGAGAACAAUAAAGCUUUGUCGCCCUUGAUAAAUAAAGUAUUACUUGCUAAAAAUGAGAAUUCCUCAUCACCUGCUACUCACACUGAAAAUAAGAAUAAGAAUAAUACGAAAUCACUGCUGACUGCUUCUAUCGAAAAGGCUAUGAUCGAGUCUAAUAAUAAUACAACUUUUGUUAAACAACAUAUUGAUGAUACUGGAGAGGCUUCAGUUAUGCCUACUAACAUGGCUGAAAAGGAUUUAACAAAGACACAGUCUAAAUUGUUAAAAUUAUCAGAGAAUGUUCAGUACUGUAUCAGAUCAGUAAUUGCUUUCAGAACAAUUGAUAUUGAGAAUAUCAUUAGACAGAUUGUCAAAAAUAAUAAAACAAAUAAAGAAUAUCGAUCAACUGACAAUAGUGCAGCAAUCACUGUUACAAAGAAUGUUCAUGAUUUAACAGAAAAACACACGCCUCAUGCAUUUUCAGAUAAUAUCAAACACGGUAUUAACUGUGCCGUUGCCUCUAGAGUCGUCAACCUUGAGAAUAUCAUCCAAAAGAUAAUUGAGAAUAAUGCAAAGGAGACAGAACCUAACACCCUUAAUAAAACUGAUACUGGUGGCGAUUCAAGUUUUAAGGACAAUAGUGGUAAUGUAAUAAAGACACAUAAUAAAGAAUCUUCUUCAGUAACUGGUACUGCUAAAUCAAUCGGUCAAACUACUACUAGUCCUCCAACUACAAAGCUAAGCGAAAAUAUUCAAUAUUGUAUUCAAUCUGUAAUUCGGUCACGUUCUAUUGACAUAUAUAAAAUAAUUUAUCUGUCACACGAUACAAAGGCUAAAAAGGUCGGCUCAGCUUCUCGGGGUCCAAUAGCACCUUCAUCUUCCACAAAGCCAGCAAGAGCAAAUAAUAAGAAAGACCAAGCACGUGAAUAUGGACGUUUCAAUUUAUUUAAUAAAAAGAAACGUUGUAUCAUAUUGUAACAUCUUUAUAUAUGCAUAUAUAUGCAUUUUCGCAGCUAUUAUGAUAGCAU